AACAAGACGAAGACGACUCCCACCGCAAGAAAUAUGCUGAAAUCUCUAUUCGUGUUGUGCGUGGCUGUUGUGGCGCUGAGUCAGGCACGUCCUCAUGCCAGCUAUUUGCCCAGCUACGAGACCAUCGAGUAUGCGCCCACUGUGCUGGGCUACGACACUGUGGCACUCCCAGCUGCUGUCUCCCAUCAGAGCUCGACUGUGGUGCACGAGAAGCGUCCCUACUGGCGUCCCAUCAUCGAUCAUCACACACCUCUUUUGAAGACCUACAGCCCAGCUAGUUAUACCUAUGCUGCUGCUCCACUCAGCUACAGCAGCGAGUGGUACGAACCUGGAUGGAACAGUGGCCUCAGCUAUCCCAGCAUCUACCUCAAGUGA
This is a messenger RNA of Drosophila albomicans, 375 nucleotides long. RefSeq lists its product as uncharacterized. The record is from RefSeq and is a predicted model, not a curated record. Bases 34 to 375 code for a protein of 113 amino acids. The transcript has 2 exons. Lineage: Eukaryota; Metazoa; Arthropoda; Insecta; Diptera; Drosophilidae.